Equus caballus (horse) is the source of this 3417-nucleotide messenger RNA. Its product is annotated as membrane-spanning 4-domains subfamily A member 6D. NCBI's taxonomy places the organism in Eukaryota, Metazoa, Chordata, Mammalia, Perissodactyla, Equidae. Gene Ontology annotation, cellular component: trans-Golgi network; membrane. The record is from RefSeq and is a predicted model, not a curated record.
UUUAUCAUUUCUGGAUUGCUAUGUAUCAUCUUGGAAAAAAGAUCAACUAAACGUUUGGCCUGGACCAGCCUGGUCACCAGCCUUCUGAGUCUCCUGGGCACUUUUGUGGGGUUCGUCGUCAUCCUCCUCAGCCUGGCAGUGGGGUUCACCGCCUUGGGACAGUGCAAACUGGACGUGGGGUCCAGGCAGACGCCCCAGGACAACUUCCCUUCAAGAGGCAGGACCGCUGACUGCGCCUUCGCUGGCUCCAGUCUGCUGGGGGUGCUCUCGGUGAUGCUCCUCUUCACGGUGUUGGAGCUUGGUGUCGCCGUCCCGUCUUCCAUCCUCUGGUGGAAACAGGCCCGGUCAAGCAUCCCUGGGAUCGUGCGUUUCCUGGCUCAGAGCGACACAGUUGUCACCAACAUGCUCGCAAGAGCAUCUGCUGAUCCUGAUCCUCAUCCCGGAUUUGAAGAACAGCUUCCGAGCUGCCCACAGCUGUGGCCUUCACCGAGACUGCGGGACUUCUGCUCUCCGGCCGCCCCAGCCCGUUACCCCAGGAGCACCCUGGGCGGACUUCCUCCUUCCCCGGCGAUCCCGAUAUGCUGCAGCUGACGCCAUGAGUGGAGGCAAAGAGCAAAUGCUGAGACGGCAUCUGGACCAGGAGGAUCCACCGCCUGCAGGCGGCACAGAGCACACAGGGCCCCGGCCCGUUGACGCGUGACGGGUGAACCUCCCUGAUGCUGGGUGGGGUCCUGCUGGGGCAGCAUAUCAGGCAUUUGAGGAAUAUGGGGGAGUAAAAUCUGUACACUGUGGGGUCGCGUGGCUCUUUGUAUCCAGUCAAAUGUGACCAGAGGCUGUGGGAUGAGUUGACAAUUGGACAGAGGUGUGGGUACCAAGGGCUACUGGGUGGAUGUAAGGCCCUCCCCUCCCGCAGCCAGGAUGCUGCUGCUGAGGUCCAGACCCAGGGCCUAAAGGCCAGAUGAGCUCCAGAGAAUGACCUCCCCACCUGGUGGGUCAGCCACCUUAGGACAGAAUGGGACCCUGACGUGGAGGAGGACAUCGGGGUGAUGCACCCCAAAUCUUGAACCCCCAAUUCCCUGCACCCUCUGAGCAUGCAGAGUGCUCAGCCCUCCCUAUUGGGGGCGGGCACUGUCCCCUUGCUUGGACACAAUGCAGGGACCUCCACCCCACAAGACAGCAUGUGACCCCGAUCCCCCAAUAUCUUCCCACAGCUCCUCUCCCCGCCACCAGGCUGAUGACGAGGUUUGUCCCAACAUAACCCAGCCUGGGGCCUUCUGACCUAAUAAGGAAGAGCCCCAGGAAGGAGCCCACGUACACCGGCAGAAGUCCGGAGAGAUCCAUGGAGCUGGCUAUUCAAGGUUCUAGGUGACAGGGACGGAUCCUAAGGUUAGAUAAGAGUGGGUUUGUCUUCAACUUGGGAGCAUUCUCCAGGAUGCAGGAUCAACUUCCUGGCAGGGACCCCAGGAGUUGGUACAAACAGGCUGUUAGGAGGGUCCCAUGAGCGUGCAAAGAGUGGCAGCUCCCUGUGAGAGAGGCUCCCAGAAGACAGGAAGAAGCUCAGGGAGGUGGGCGUGUUGGAGUGGAAAGCCUCUGUGAAGGGAGAAAAGUCCAGCGGGCGCCUCCGUGCUGCAGGAUGCCCGAGCCGGCGCAUCUCCCUCAGCAGCAGAGAGUGCCCUGGGGAGGGUCUCAGCAUCCCGGGGGACCCUCCCUGGUCCGCCUGUGCUCCCAGGGAUGAGCUGUAAUUAGCACAUUGUUUUCACGCUGCCAUGAUCUAACAGCCUUGGUUUUUCCUCCAACUCCACAGGACCCUUCUCCUUGGAUUCCGUUGGUCUGUUUGGACUGAACUUAGCUUACAUUCCACACACAUUCGUGCCGGGUCCAGCCAGACUCUGAGGAUGUAGAGAUGAACAAACAAAUAGCAGCAAAACCGGUGCCUGCCAUGAAGGGGCUGCGGGCUCCCCAGAUGCAUAGAUAAGUCAAGAGACAACGUAGAUGGGGCGUGAUGACCAGGUGCUGGAAGCAAGUCGAGGGAGCCCAGAGGAGGGACCCUCAUCUACUUGGCGUCAGAGAAGGCUUCCCUGAGGAAGCCACACGUGAGCUGACACAGGAGACGGGCUGGAGGGAGCAGGGCUAGACUACCCUCCCCGGCUCAAUUUGCAUAUCAGAGGAUGUGACUUUGAACCCUCACUCCUGUUUGGUACUGCAUCCCAACUAUUGCUGUGUACUGCAGCUCACAGCUCUCCUGGCUCAGCUACACACGGGCCCUCCAGGAGGGGGUCCAGCGCGGAGGUGAGAUGUGGGCUGCAGGACAGACGGCUUGGGUUCCAACUGCAUCUCCAUUGCUUCCCUGGGACGUGGCCUUGGACAAGCCCAGUACCUACCCCGUCAGGAAACCAGGUGGGGGAAGUGUCUGCUCCGUAGUACCGGUGUGAGGAGGAUGGGCAAAGACCUUUGAACCCUGCCGGGCUCGGAGCGCGUGUCCAGCGCAUGCCAGCUGCUGCUGCUGUGAGGGCCUUUAUCACCACUCGGCCUGCGAGCCCCAUCUCUUCUUUCUCCAGCUCACUAAACUGCUUCUGUGAUCCAUCUGAGUGGCUGCAUGCAUCCAGCGUCUGUUCCUUUACUUACCAAACACUGUGAAUCCAUCACAACUUGUUUAUCCACUCACAAGCGGAUGGACAUUUCCUUCGUUCAAAUUUUUGGCUUUUCUAGACAAAGUUGCUGUAAACAUUCAUGCACUUUUUCUUUUUUCUUAAAUGGGAGUGUACUUUUAUUUCUCUUGGGUAAGAGGAAUUGCUGGGUCCUGUGACACACUCCAUCAUCAUUAUUCUCAGAUUCCGUAUUCGUGAGUUUGCCAACUCGCUAAAAUUUAUUCGGAACCCCCAAAAUCAAUACUCAAGAUGAUUUCACAGGUAUUCACGGACGCGCACAGAGGGACGAAAAAUUCAAGUUGCCCGAUGAGAGUGUUCCAGCUGAGGCUGCCCAGGGCAACGCUCUGCCUUCUUGUUUCAGUUCAUGCUGUCAACAGGUGUCCUUUGUGCUGUCUCCUCAGUGCCACAAUUUUCACAUUUUUGUGGUUUUUGUUGGCGAUUCACCAGCUUAACUGGUGCCCCUGCAUCGUGCUGAAGCGCCUGGUGGUUCUGUCCCCGGGCCGGGUACACCGCCCAGGGACCCAGGCCCGAGAAAGUGGGUCCUUGGGCACCCGCAGGAAGGAAUUCAAGCGAAAGCCACAGAAUAAAGUACAAAAUCUGCCUUUUAUUCAGCAACUAAGCAGCAACAGGUAAAGGGAGGGAAAAGGCGGACUGCUCAGGUGAGAGUCAGGGCUGUCCCAGAGAGAGAGCAGCCUGGGGAUGGGCUGGGGGGAGAUUUUUUUUUUUUUUAUUAAUGUUAUGAUAGAUUACAACCUUGUGAGAUUUCAGU